CAACAUAGAGCAAGGGAAAAUAUAGAAGUGGUUGUGGUUGGAGGAUGUGAUGACAUCACAGGGUUCAGCGGGAACAUGGGGCUUUUAAAACGCUGAAAGGAACAUCCUGACAGUCAGUUGUCACAUCCCCGUAAAGGAGUCAAACACACGUUAGCUAUUAAAAAGCCACUCUAUCUUCAUCAAAGAAAAACCACGACUCCGUCCUGACGCAGAAUAUGCACUGGCAAAAAUCUUCUGCUCCAGAACAGCAGCCGCAGCCUCGCCCCUAUCAAGGUGUCCGAGUCAAAGAGCCAGUGAAGGAGCUAUUGAAAAGGAAACGGGGAACUGUUCAUAAUGCCGGUGCGACGGCGGCUACAACGGUUGUCUUGCCUCAUCAGCCCCAUCCUUCCUAUUCACCAAUGGGCCAGCCUUGUGCUGACAUGGAUGUUGCUGCCCCUGCACUGCCUGUCACAGACGAAGGAGCACUCUGCUCGGGUUGGAUCUCUCAGCCCUCUCCUACAUCCUUACAGCCUUUAACUCAGUGGACCACUUACCCCGAGUAUGUGUCCCACGAAGCGGUCAGCUGUCCGUACACAGCCGAUAUGUACGUCCAGCCGAUGUGCCCCAGUUACACCCUGGUUGGACCUUCAUCUGUUCUGACCUAUACUUCUCAACCGCUGAUCACCAAUUUUGCACCCCGAAGCACCACCCCUGCCGUAGUGCCUCAGCUCGAGGUGGCGGAUCAGCAGCCGCCUCUCACAUACUUCCCGUGGGCACAGCCCCUCUCUGCGCUGCCAGCCUCCACCCUGCAGUACCAACCAGCUUCUUCCACGCUUCCCGGGCCGCAGUUUGUGCCCUUGCCGAUCUCCAUUCCUGAGCCAGCCCCCCAGGAGCUGGAGGAUGCCAGGCGAGUCAUCGGCACGAUGCCCAUUGAGAAGCUGCUCCUAGAAGACGAAGACAGUGAUACAAUUCUACAUAUUUAUGCAGCUAAAGGUAUGAGGGCGUAUGCAUUGGCAGCUGCAGAGCGCAUGAAACUGCUGCGAAGACUUGAUGCCAAGGAACACAGAGGAAAGACUCCUCUGCUGGUGGCUGUCACGGCCAGGCAGCCAGCUAUUGUCUAUGAUUUGAUCCAGACAGGAGCAGAUGUCAACGCUGUAGACAACAAAGGGCAGUCGGCCUUGCAUCUCGCUGCGACAUACGGGUAUGCCCAAGUCCUUCAGGUUAUACUAUCACUAGGUUUCCCUCUUGAUCUAGAAAUGAAGGAUUUUGAAGGCCAUACCCCGCUCCACUGUGCUGUUCUGUCCCACAACGCCCUGAUCCGGGAGCACGGCUGCCAGAUGGUGACGGAGGAGAAGCAGAAAGAUCUUCAACACCAGAGAGAAGAGCUGGAGUCCUGUAUCCACCUCCUGGUGCAGACGGGAGCCUCUAUCUACAGCCGGGAUGUGAAAAGCAACAAGACCGUUCUUCAUUACACAGUCCAGGAUGGGAACAUCUCCCUGCUGAGAUACUUCUUGGAGCUGAAUGCUUUCAAGUCCAAGGACUUUGUCAACAACAAGGCGCAUGGAAACACAGCUUUGCAUAUGGCAGCUGCAUUGCCUCGUGACAAGAACCAGAAAGAAAUUGUUCAGUUACUCCUCGACCACGGGGCAGACCCGACCAUCCGAAACUUAGACAACGAUCAGCCGAUUCACAUGGCUCCUUCUGGAAAAGCUGGAGAUCAGGUCAGGCAUUUGCUGAAGAAAGGGAAAGUUGCGUCUGCAUUCAUCUCCUGUCGCCGAAAUGCCAGGUCCUAGGUCGCCUGCAGUUUCAACUUCAGCCUGCUGAGCGCACGAGGCUUCUUAGAAAAACUGUGAGGGUGGUUAACCGACACAUCCCUGCUCCUAGAAUCCUUAAACCAGGGUGGGAUGAUGGUGUUCCUCAACCUGUGGACCAUGAGUAGCAUGUAAGAUAUCAGCAGAUGAGCUUUCAAAUGGCUGAAAACUUAUUUUUCUUGACAAAGAAUAUGGAUAAACCGGAGGCCUUGCUUGCAAGCAAGGAGGCAAGCAAAGUCUUGGCUGCUACGUAGAUAGGCAAAUGUGUUAAGUAGAGCCAGGCUUUUGCUUGGUGGCAACUGAAACCCAUGGAAGUCAUGGAAAAUAAGAUGCUGUUAUUGGCUAUAGAAGGUUGAGAAACACUGAGACAUGCUCAAACUGUGCCUCUUGUUAGGUCCUGUACAAAGGCACUGGUGAAAAUGCUAAAGCCUUUGUGAUGUGCAACCACCUCCAUUGUUCCUGCUAGCCUGGGAAUGCAGGAGACCUGAGGGAAGGGAAAAGGCUGGAUGGAAGAUGUCAAGUCAGUCUGAGGAACCACCUGUGGCUGUAUUUCACCUGAGUGAAUGGAUACCCAAACUCGAGAGCUUCCAGCAAGGGUUCCAUUUCUUAACGCUUUGUGGAGGAAAGCCGAAGGAGCCAUCCAUUGCCGUAGUCUCUCAUCCCACCCCAGAAAAGAAAACCGAUGUUUCUAACACAAGUACAUGGGAGAGGUUCUCAGCAGCACGGGUCUGUGUGGCUCCUGAGUACUUCCCAGUGAACAGAUUCCUCUCUGAGCCAUCCGAGUCUCCAGUUUUGAUGGCAAACAGUAGUUUUGAAGCAUCUCAGAGUGGGGAGCUGGACCCUCACCCGAGCUAAUGCCUAUGUAGGAGACAGAGGCUUCCUUUGGGUCUCCAAGAGCUUCUAGGCUUGGACAGGGUAGAAAACCCUUGAGCCGCGUGGGGUUGAACGCAGCAGAGUCAGAGUGCAAUGUGGUGAGUGCUCUCCUACCCCAUUCUUAUCCAAGGGAGCGAUUUAAUGGAUUCUUCUUAUUGUUUCUGUGAAAUGAUUUGUGAAUUGCUGUGCAAUCAGCUGGCAACAGUGCCUCUGCCAGGUCAAUGGGAUUGAAGGUGGAUGCUUAGAGGGAGGGAAAGUCAUGUUUUGACAACCCUUUCACAGAGGGCGUCUCAUCUUCAGGACAUGUUCUGAAUUACAGUUUGCUGAUUUCUCAAUGUUGCACAAGGAAUUUUAGUCUCACGGGACUGAACAAUGAGAUGAAGGGCAGAUGUCUUAAAUCACUGCAGUAACUUCCUUGAUCGCCCAACGACUGACUCAAUGGGAUGGAGUUUUCUAAAGCUCUUGCCAGUCUCGCAAACCUGGACUGUUUAAACAACUCUUUAGCAGAUUGGAACAAAAGCUCUUAAGAAAUGCAGAGAUCUCGACUUUCUCAGCCCUCUCCGCUGUUUUGCUAUCGCUCCUCACUGCAUCAUACCUACAAACCUGCCAACAUCCGCUGACAAAAAAGCAGGCAUGUAUUUGCAUGUAUUUGCAUAAAUUUACAUGUAUCUGAGCAUAAGCCAGAAAAAGUAUGUGCUUUCUUACUUUGGAUGUCAUGCAAGCCCUGGAUUGAGCACUAACUGUGUUGGUGAGUUGGUCCUAUGUGUCAAGAGAAAAUAGUCAAUAAAAUAUCUAUUUUUUGGACUUGCUAGCAACAAAACUGUGCAACUGUGACCAGCGGGCGGUGCACGAGGGAGGAUGUAGAAAGCUUUUUGCCAUCCAGAAAUGUCUGUGAGAUAAGAGAAGUCCUUUGGCAGCAAGUGGAAAAAAAAAAACACGAGUGGUUUAUCUCUUCAUUGUUUCAUCUUCCUGCUGCAGGCGUUUAGCACAGAGCGAUUCCAUUGGUGACCUGUGGUCUAUAAACAUCUCCAUCCCCAGAACACCAGGGACAAUCCUGCCCUGGGAAGGGAUGGAUGUGGCUCCAUUCAAAGCAUCACUCUGGCACCUUGCGUUACGGCGCCGAUAGAUGAGAUUUGCAGCGGGAAGAUCCCGUGUUCAACCCAGGAAGGGUUCAUCCUCUCUUCAGCUUCCCAAAGCUCGUGCUUUAGAGGCCUUCUCUGAAGCCAACCACAGCCAACAAGCUGUUCCUGUUGUCUUUGACCUGGAUCCACCAGACAGUUGGAGGCUGCUGUUGGAGGCACCUUUCCCUUUCCCGCUGCCGCUUCAGGCUUUUGUACCAAUAAAAUCCCUUUUAAGGCUUAAAAGUGGCCUGAGCGUUGUCGCUUCUGUGCUGGACUGAAUAUCAAUGAUAUGAGCAGUAUCUUGGUGGCUCACGGUUAACCCCUCAAUUUUUUAUGACUGUUUGAGGGAAAAUAUAUCUUUUAUAACUUCAGCAGCACAGGCAGUGUGCGAUACCCCUCUAUUUGCGCAGUUUAUCUCUUCCUAAUCAUGGCUUUGGAUUAGUUGCUAAUAACAAAGCCUCACUAUCACCAAACAAAAGUUCUGGAGUGGCACCACAGCAAAGUUGCCAGUCAGUUGGCAAGGAAAACUUUUUGAUCAAAUACUCUGUGCAACUGUUAAAAGAGCCUGAAAAUAGAGACCUUUUAUUUUCUGUGUAACUGCAGGUUACUGCUGGAGUUAUGAAUGGCUUUUGUGAGAAUGGAGUGAUCCUUACUUUUGUGUAAACGCAUGUUUAUAGAGGCUGGCAGGACUUCUCUUGGGCUGGGCUGUGUUCCAGCAGUGUUUUCCAGCUCUGAUGGAGAGAUGACCCAAGGUUCUUUACUUUAAACCCCCCCUUUUUUUUUAAGGGGAGGUAGUAAAGGAGGGAAAUAAUAAUUCUCAUAGACAGAAAAUUAGCCUUUGAAUGCUCCUCUGUUGUGUUUUGUUUCUUUUCUUGUGUCAACAAGGCAUCGUUGUGUCAACAGUCAGCAAGCUCUUACCUGCCCUGCCUGUGUCACCUGGAGCUGUUGACAAGGAGCUGGGGAACAGUGUCUAAAGCAUGUUUGCAGUCCUCGGCAUGGGAGGUUGCAACACAACUGGAGAAAGAGCAGCAGAGAGCUGGGAAGAGGCUGCAGGGGAUGGAGGACAGCACUGCUUAUUAAUGGAAGCUGUCAGAGUCCAGAGACCCGGUGCAUGGAAACGUUGUGCUGAAAAUAGAAUCAUAGCAUAGUUUAGGUUGGAAGGGACCUUAAAGAUCAUCCAGUUCCAACCCCCCAGCGAUGCACAGGGACAUCCCACUGGAUCAGGCUGCCCAAGGCCCCAUCCAAUCUGGCCUUGAACCCCUCCAGGGAUGGGGCAGCCACCACUGCUCAGGGCAACCCGUUCCAGCCUUGAUGAACGUUGUUGAUACCUCGUUGUAUUGGGACAACACCCGCGUCCCAGCAGAGCAGUGAUUUCGGAGCAGCUGUUUCCAUGCAGUAUGAGGGCUGUUAGAUACCUACUGUCUCCAUCUCAGGAGCUCAGCCAUCGGUGAGCCUCAGAAGCUCAGUGGUGAGACCAGACCAAGAGAUAGCUUUCCCCACUGGUGAGGUCCCUUUUUGGCCUGGGUCAGGCAGUGUCCAAGAAGCAGGAGUAAGAACGGGAUGCAGGGUGGUUUGUAGCGCUCAUGCCCACACUGGCACCCCUAUGGGGUCGUGCCUAAACAGCAGCCGCAGGUACGAUGAUGGGUGCAACCUCUCCACUGCGUGCCACGGUCCCUGCAGAGCAGUUCUCUUUGGAGAAGCAGUGUAACCACUGCUCGUUGUACAGAUUAUCUGCUGAUAACAUAUCAGACUUCCACAUCCGCCUGAUGCAGAGGUGAGAGAGAUGUUGUCAGACCAUGACACUUGAUGUCAGUGCUGGCACUGUUAUGUAGACUGCGAUGUCAUCCGUCCCUUCUGGUUUGAGCUAAAGCAGAACCAAUUCUCUAACUUUUCAGCUCAGCCUUGUCUAAGUAACUUCAUUUUCUGAAAGUUAACCGCAUGUUUUUUAGGCAGCGUUUGUCUCUAGAAACAAUAAUACUUAAAAUUUUUAAUUAUCACCAAAGUAACGGGGCAUUGGUAUGCAGGAAGACGAUCAUUUAUAUUUAUCCCUGUGGAGACCAAGGCCGUAGUCAAGUUGGUGGAAUGCUGUAAGUGAAAGGGGUGGAAAAGGGUCGCACCUGCAGGGAGGAGCAGAUGGGACAGGUGACCCAAACCUGACCAACAGAAUAAUCCAUCCCAUUAAUGUCAUACUGGGAAUAAAGCUGAGGGAUCACAAGGAUCAAAUCCUCUUCUUCGACGGCUGGCAUCCAGUAAGAACUUCAUGUGUCUUUCUACCCCCGAUCCUGGAUCUGUGUGUUCCUGAAUCCAGUUCCCAAGACCAGUUCUGGACCUGUCUCCA
Messenger RNA from Cuculus canorus (common cuckoo), 6122 nucleotides. RefSeq names its product POU class 2 homeobox associating factor 1 (gene POU2AF1). The record is from RefSeq and is a predicted model, not a curated record. NCBI's taxonomy places the organism in Eukaryota, Metazoa, Chordata, Aves, Cuculiformes, Cuculidae. Gene Ontology annotation, cellular component: nucleus; RNA polymerase II transcription regulator complex. Bases 216 to 1772 code for a protein of 518 amino acids. The transcript has 12 exons. Gene Ontology annotation, biological process: positive regulation of transcription by RNA polymerase II. Gene Ontology annotation, molecular function: DNA binding; transcription coactivator activity; POU domain binding.